UGACGUUGGAGAUCCUGAAGAAGAAGAUGGUGGAAAAAAAGCUUUACAAGACGAAGCUAUGUGUGCUGUACCAAAGAGGCCGCUGCUCUCGACAGCACUGCAACUUUGCUCAUGGCGAGGCCGAGCUUCGCCGUUCUUUCAAUGAAUGGAUUAUGCUGUCUGGUUUAUCUUUAUGCUGCUUUUGGUGUUCUUUUCUCAGCUUCUUGGUUUAUCUAAUCCAUCUUGAAACUGCUCUGUUAUAAGAAGGAUCAGAAAUAGGUUUUCAUGGUAUUUCUGCAGUUUGUAGAGAACCUGGUAUUUUCUUCAUCUGAUGUCCCUAUGAAUGACAAUGCAAAGGGCCAUCAAAAUGUAUUAUUGCUCUUUACUCUGCAGUGUCAUAUUCUUCGACAAUGUGGUACAUUCUUCAUUCAAUUUCUUCCUGAAAGGUAUUGAAGGGGCUCCCUUGGUUUUCUUGGCUGGGAAUCUAGACUAAUGAUGCCAAUAUAUUGCACGUGGAAGGACAUAGUUAUUAAUUUCAUAUGGACAUUCGAAGAAUUCUGCACCUUUCCUUUAUGUUCCUAUCUCACAAGGACAGGAUUUCUAUUCUUUGAGUUGCUUCCAUGAUUCUAGAAAGGGCAUGAAAUAUCUUUAUAUCCUUAUAUGAAGAGCCAAGUUCUAUUGGCUCAUAUUGGAUUCAGCGAGAAGGCACUAAAACUGUUCAUAAUUAUGUUACUGAUAUGUACCCUGUAAUGGAAGGCAGGACCAUAGAGGAGGUAGAGACUUGAGAGAAAGGUUAGACCGGAUGCGAUCUCCAUUGCGGGACUCACCUGGAAGACGAGAUGGGAAAUCAAGGCAUUCUUCUCAAGGAGACAGUCCUCGCUCUCUUGGUAAAAGAAUUGAAAGAAGUCACAAGAGAAGAAAGCCCAUGGAUGAUUAUUCUGGCAGGAUGUCAGAUGAAAUGGAUGAUCAAAUCAGAGAUAGACGACAGACUUCGUCAGAGACCAAAAUCCGCAUUGAUGUGCAGUUAAAGGAGAUGCACGCAGAAAUUAAAACAUUAGAGAGUCACAGAAGACAAUUGGAGAUGUACCUGGAGGAUAAAAUAAAGGAAGCGAAUACUUUAACUUUGAGAAUUCAUGAGCUUGAGAUGCAGCUUUCUAAAGAGAAAGAGGAGGGCAAAAGGUUUGCGACAAAAAUUAAGAAGUUCACAAAAGCACAUAACCGUCACAUGCGGUUACAAGAUGAAUUAAAGAGGUCUCAUGCUCAGCUUCAGAAGUUGGGUGAGCAGUUGGGUUUAGAUGCUGCUGGAGCUGGUUCUGUAAUGAUAGGCAAUGACGAUGACUCAAAAAUCAAUACUGCUAGUGAUGAUAUAACAGGCACUUAUGCUGUGAGCCCUUUGACUGAGGGCCAGAUUUCUUCUCCUCGGAGGAAAGGAGCACGAGCUUUGGAUGGCUAUGAUGCCUCUAAUCAAGUUGGGGGAUGGACAGAGGGUGUGAAAAUUAGACUGGACAAAGUCUCUCGACAAUCUGGCAAUCAUGAUCAGUUGAGCAGUGGCAAGAAAGCUGAAGUUGAUGGUGAUGCAUAUAAUAGACACCAGUCCACUUAUGAAGACAAGUCUGACCGAGGGUUAAACAUGCCUACUGAUAUUGCCUCUGCUGACAAGUACAAAGUAUCUGAGGCAGGACCUGCUCUGCCCUCAACAGGUAUAGCUGCUCAUGCAAUGGAUGAGGAAAUCGAAGUUGUUGAAGUGGAUGAAAAGAUUCAGGCAGUUAAUGCUGCUGCUUUGACUGGAGUUGAAGCAGAAGAUUCUUUGAAAGAGCAACUUUCGCUCUUUCCCCCACCCCCGCUUCCUCCUAUCCCCCAGAAUGCUUAUGCACAGUACAAAGCUGAUGACGAGACUGUGGACAUUGAUGGAGUUGAUGAAGAAGCUGUGGAAGUGGAUAUUGUGUGAUAAAUGAUGUCUACUAUCCGCUCAGAUUGUUGAUAGAGCAAGUUUUGUAACUGACCUCUAUAGAACAAACUAUAGGGGAUUCUGCCUUUUUUUGUUUUAUAUAUAUGACAGUCAGAGAGAGACCAUUAGACUUUUGCAGGAACUUGGGAAUACAUGCAUACAUGUCAUGUCAAGGUUUUAUUUUCUCUCCUCUCCUCACCUCACCUCAUCGUUAUCGUGGAGAUUCUCAUUUGGUAAUGACAGCUUUCAUGUUC
Molecule: messenger RNA, 2181 nt
Organism: Andrographis paniculata
Lineage: Eukaryota; Viridiplantae; Streptophyta; Magnoliopsida; Lamiales; Acanthaceae
Product: zinc finger CCCH domain-containing protein 13
Exons: 12
Coding region: 782-1927 (381 amino acids)
Molecular function (GO): metal ion binding
Source: RefSeq, a predicted model, not a curated record